This is a messenger RNA of Juglans regia (Persian walnut), 1105 nucleotides long. RefSeq lists its product as uncharacterized. Bases 503 to 901 code for a protein of 132 amino acids. The transcript has a single exon. The record is from RefSeq and is a predicted model, not a curated record. NCBI's taxonomy places the organism in Eukaryota, Viridiplantae, Streptophyta, Magnoliopsida, Fagales, Juglandaceae.
AAGGCUUUUCCUUGGGCUUUGCUCCUCAUAACAUUCCCCCAUUCUCCACUUCCUCCCCCAUCUUCCUUCUUCUCUCAACUAAAUCCUUCCUCUCCUGGAAAACUCGAGUCUUGAGCUUAGCCUAAAAAAAAAAAAAGACUCAAACUGAUCAAGAUCAUAUUUCUGGUGUUCUUUCUAAAGCUUUUGAACGCCGAACACAAGCCUCCUCCUAUUUUCUCUCUUUCAAGAAACUAACCCUAUGUAGUUUCUAUCUCUGAUAAAUACAGUACAUGCAAAACCGUGAAAAAGUUUCCUUCUUCAGAAUGAAAAUAAUGCUCGUGGAUUAAGUCAUUAUUUCCAAGCAAACCCGCUUCUAGUUUUCUUUUUCAACCCUUUUGUCCUUUGUUUUUGUUACUUUCGAAAACAAAAAGAUACUCGACAAACUCUCAUCUCUUAAACCUCUCAAAAACCCAAAAAGAGAUUCAUAGUACUACCACCUCAGAGCUUUCAAAGUCACACUCACAUGUCUACUCCGAUAGACCAAUUACAGCCACCCCCCGGCCUGGAGGCUACCCAAGAAGCCUACACCGCCCACUCUGGCCACGGCUCGGUGGGACCCGUGAUUGCCGUUCUUGCAGUGAUCACUAUUCUUGGAGUCAUAGCAGGCAUGAUUGGCCGGCUUUGUUCGGGUGGGCGGAUAAUGGGUUAUGGACAGGGACAGUACGACUUCGAGAGGUGGGCCGAGAGAAAAUGUUCGUCCUGCCUCGACGGCAGACUCGACCCUCCGCCGCCUCGGUACCCGAUCGAAACCGCCCCCGAAGAACCUAUACCGGUGGCAGAGCCGGUGGAGACCCCACAAGAUCAGAUCAAGGAAGAAGAGGCUCAUCAACAUACACAUGGACACGGACAUGGCGAAUCUUAGACUCACUCUCUCUCUCAAUGUGAAAUGGGUUCUUUUUAUCACUCAGUUUUAUCCUUGUUUUAGCGUUUGACGUAGUUUCAUCAUCGUCAUUUUGGGUUUCUUGUUUUCUUUCGGUAACUUUAAUGGGGCAUGUAACAUCGAUCACACGAUGUAUAUCAUGAUCAGUACGAGAAAUUAUGAGAUUGGUAUUUUUUUUUUUCUUCA